Molecule: messenger RNA, 4294 nt
Organism: Chelonoidis abingdonii (Abingdon island giant tortoise)
Lineage: Eukaryota; Metazoa; Chordata; Testudines; Testudinidae
Gene: CTSA
Product: cathepsin A
Biological process (GO): proteolysis
Molecular function (GO): serine-type carboxypeptidase activity; zinc ion binding
Source: RefSeq, a predicted model, not a curated record
CGGGAAACGUUGCUCCGACCUCGGCAGCUCCCAUUGGAAGACGUGUAACCAUGGAGACCAGACUCCCGCUUACGGCAAUGCUAUACUCUGAUUGGUUAGUCUGUCCGUUCUCUCUGUACUGUGAUUGGUAGAUCCCCGAGAGAGCGGGAUCUCUUCUGAUUGGCUGGGGGUCCGGAACAGCCGCUUUUCUGAUUGGUGGUGUGGUUGGUUGUCAGUCAGUGCCCCGGGCCAAGCGAAGAUGGCGGCGAUGAUGGGCCGGGCGCCGCAUUAAGGCCCAUCACCAUACAGUGCAGUAUGAAUCUGGCUGAGGGAGUGUGGAUGUUGUGAUGGUAACCAGGACUCCGGCAUUCCCAACGUAGCUGGAUCAUAGAGAAUCGCCCAAUCAUAAAGAGAAUCAGGCGGUGAAUGCUGUAACAAAAGGGGGAAUAGACACCUCAUAUUAACAAUGGCCCUAGUUACUGUGAAGGAACUGCUGAGCUUUGAUUGUGGUUCGCUGGUAGCUUAUCAAUUAGAUAAAAACUCUCAGCUUGACUCUAUCAGCUUCCAGACCGUCCUCAUGAGAAACAUAUUUGUGCAUUUUCCUGAUGUUAUAUUCAUCCACAGAACCCACAAUCCCAGGGGCAAAGCUCUAUAUAUGUUCAUGGUGGACAGACCUUUCCUGAAGCUGCAGGGUGAGAUGACUAAGGUAAUUCAUUUUGCUGUCCCAGCUAAAGAAUCUGCAGAAAGCCUAGCUCACAUGUAUAGGACUUUCAAGGCCUUCAACCCUGAGUGGAAGAAAAUUAAGACCUUUCUGGUAGAUCCACACUUUCGAUUGUUGCAGACUCUUUCUGAAGCAUUUCCAUCUGCAGAGGUGCAACUAUCUGUUUUCCAUGUAUGUAAGCACCUGCAGCAGAAGAUUCAUCAGAUGUCUUUGGAAUGCAUCUCAGAGAGACUGAUCUUAAAUGCCUUGAGGAACACUAUGUGUGCAGCCACUGAAAGCAACCUGAGAAUGAUGCACACAAUCCUGAGUGACUUUGUGAAACCAGACUUGCUUCCCCAGCUUCAUACUCACUGGCUUCUCAAUGACAAGAUAUGGGCUAUGCAUAGAUGGAGGAAUUGGAUGGAAUGCAAUCAGUAUUUUAAAGACUUGGAGAUCAUCACACGGGGUUUAAGCCAGGUCUUCUGCACUGGACUGUCUCUGGAGAUCUGCAUCACUUCUCUAGCGAAACACUACCAGAAGUGUGUUUCAAAGAGACCCCCUGAUGCUAUGUUGUUCUCUGUUAACCCUCUUAGCAGUACCAUGUCUACUGAGACAGUUUUUCAGAGCCUGCCAGCUCAGGACUCAUCACCAACCUCUCACAACCCCCAAAUAGCUCUUCAGAAUCAACCAGCUAAGAGUUCUCCACUAGUUUCUCCCAGUCUCACAACAGCUCAUCAGAAAUGGCCAGGUCAGAAUUCCCCUCCAAAUCCCCUGGUUCUUCUUCCGCAUCCCCUGCCAGCUUCUCCAAGCCCCCUGCUUCUUCAGAAUCAGCUGGCAGCCCCUCAGAUCUUCCCUUUUCAGAACCAGCCAGCUCAAUAUUCUUCACCAGUUUCUCUCAGUCUCACAGCAGCUCAUCAGAAAUGGCCAGGUCAGAAUUCCCUUCCAAAUCCCCUAGUUCUUCAGAAUCCCUUGCCUGCCCCUGAGAGUCCUCUGCUUCCUCAGAACCAGCUAGCAAACCCUCAGAGCCCCUUGAAUCCUUUAUCCCAUGAAAUUAAACUGGAGAUCAUCACUGAAGACCCAAAGGGUGAUCAAGAUGUGGAAUGUAACCAAGAGACUGAAGACUGCAUCAGGCAGUCACUGAGAGACAUUUGCACAGAGCCUGCAGCCAGACUAUGCUUGAACGAGUUUGCAGUGGCACAGAAAUCUGUGCAGCUAAUAGGCACUAAUGAAGACAUAGUCAAUAUACAGAUCCUUGAAGAUACCCACAGAGUGAACCAAAGGGGCCUGAAAAGCUGCACUUGCCACUUCAGUCAAGCUUUCCAGCUGCCCUGCAGGCACAUCCUGGCUGUAUUGAACUCUGAUAAGAAGAUCUUACAGCCGGAGAUGCUGAGUGAGCAAUGGCAGAAGGAACCUAAUAUCUCUCAGGCAGGGCAGAAUGGCACCGAUGGCCUCUUGGAGGUUUUGAAAAGCUCCUGGAAUGAGUCCCUGGAUAAAUCCUUAGCAGUGUCCUUUCUUACAGCGGAGAUUAGCCGGCUUCUUACCCAGUGCAGCAGUGAGGAGUUUGAUCGGAGGUACAACACCCUCCGAGAAUUGGCCGAUAGCUGGAUUGGACCUUAUGUUCAGAUGGGGCCCGUCCUGCUCUGCGCGCUGCUGCUGGCCGCCUCCCGCGUCGGGGCGGCGCCCUCCGCCGACGAGGUGACCUACCUGCCGGGGCUGGCCAAGCAGCCCUCCUUCCGGCAGUACUCGGGCUACCUCCGCAUCGACCCCCACAAGCGUCUGCACUACUGGUUUACAGAGGCUCAGAGCAACCCUGAGAGCAGCCCUCUGGUGCUGUGGCUGAAUGGGGGACCUGGCUGCAGCUCCAUGUCUGGCUUAUUGACAGAGCAUGGCCCCUUCCUGAUCCAGCCCGAUGGGACCACCCUGCAGUACAAUGACUAUUCCUGGAAUAAGAUUGCCAACAUGCUGUACCUGGAGUCCCCAGCAGGUGUUGGCUUCUCCUACUCUGAUGACAAAGACUAUGCCACUAAUGACACCCAGGUGGCCCGUGAUAACUACUUGGCGCUGAAGGAGUUCUUCCACCUCUUUCCGGAGUACAGCAAGAACAAGUUCUUCCUGACUGGGGAGAGCUAUGCUGGCAUUUACAUACCCACGCUGGCUGAGUGGGUGAUGCAGGACUCCAGCAUCAACUUGAAGGGACUUGCUGUGGGAAAUGGCCUCUCCUCCUAUGAGAUCAAUGACAAUUCCCUGGUUUACUUUGCCUAUUACCAUGGCCUCCUGGGAACAGGGCUGUGGACAGAUCUGCAGCGCUUCUGCUGCUCCCAGGGAAAAUGCAACUUCCAUAAAAACUCCAACCUGAACUGCACACUCAGGAUGCAAGAGAUGAUCCAGAUCGUGGAGGAGUCAGGCCUGAACAUCUACAAUCUCUAUGCCCCAUGUGCUGGCGGUGUCCCUGGAAGCUACAGGUAUGAUCAGGACCAGCUCAUCAGCUAUGACUUGGGCAUCUCCUUCAUCCAGCAGCCCCUGAAAUACUCCUGGAGGCAGAAUCUGCUCCGGAUGCCAGCAGCCAUGAAAGGGGUUCGUCUAGAACCCCCUUGCACCAACUCCACAGCCUCCACCACCUACCUGAACACCCCUGAAGUGAGGCAGGCGCUGCACAUCUCUUCAGAGGCACCUGAGUGGCAUAUAUGCAGUUCAGAGGUGAACCACAACUACAAGCGGCAGUACAUGACUGUGAACGACCAGUACCUGAAGCUGCUUGGCACCAUGGAAUACCGGAUCCUGGUGUACAAUGGUGACAUUGACAUGGCCUGCAACUUCCUGGGGGAUGAGUGGUUCGUGGACUCUCUGGACCAGAAGGUGCAAGUGGCCCGCAGGCCCUGGUUGUACAAUGAUGGGACUGAAGACCAGAUCGGGGGCUUUGUGAAGGAAUUCACCAAUAUCGCCUUCCUCACCAUCAAGGGAGCUGGUCACAUGGUGCCCACAGACCAACCGCAAGCCGCCUUCACCAUGUUCAGACGCUUCAUUCAACAGCAGCCUUACUGAGAACUUGGCAGAGGGGGGCCUGCACUGCUGCCUGGGGCAGCUUCUAUCCCCUCCCAGUGCUGAGGCAAAGCCUCUGGCUGCUGGCACAGGCUAGGGGGUGUCCUUCUGCUCCCUCGCUCCUCCAGCUGGGGAAAACUGACCUGCCCUUCACCUCACAGGGGGCCCUUGUCUGUAGGCAGUGCACAGCAAGGGUAGGGGCUAGGGCUGAGAGGCUACUGUCUUUCCCAGCAGGGCUGGCUUCACUCUCCAGGGCUCCUGCUGUGGCUUUUACCUCCUAGGGCUCUGCUGCCCCCUGCCCUGGUCCCUGGAGCUGCCCUCUUGCCUUGGGGGUGGAACAACACCCACCUCCGGCAUUGUUCUGCUCCCAGGCCUCACACCUCAUCUUGUGCCUGCAGGAGGCCUUGCUGUAGCCUGCAGCCCCUGGUGCUGUGUCUCAGGUUUACCCUGGGAAAGUUCUCAUGUCCUGAUAAAGGUGGUGUGAAAUGAAGACAGUCCCGGCCCUGCCCCCACUCACUCCCUGGGGCAUGGGCUGCUCCCUGGGCCUUGCAAUAAAAUGUUACAGCUCAACCUGGA